GAGGAGUCUCUCAGAGUUACAGUCCGAGUACUCAGUCCGGGCUGCUAUGAUGGCUGGUCGUAGGGCUGAGCUUGCUCAGAAGCGGGGAAAGGGGCAUGCCAAAUCUCUUCUCACAGAUGAUGAAGAGCUCUUUCCUGCGGGUGACGACGACGAUACCUCCGAGGAAGAAUAUGUGGAUGCAGAUACCGACAGAGGAGAAUUCGAUACCGGUAGGACAGUUGACGAUCAUGAGCCGCCAGCUUUUACACGCGCUGAAACGUGUGACAAGCCUGUGCAUGAUCGACUCGUCGGUCCUAGGCGGGUUGGUGCCCCGAAGAGGAAGAAGACCGCACAUAAGCCCCACGACGGUCAGCGUCCUUAUGGAGUGGACUUAGGAAGCACCGCUGAUGGAGGGGAAGGUAACAUUUUAUUGCUUUAAGGUGAUUUACCUUUUAGGAUUCGUAACCACGUUUUCAUGCUCCAGGGUUCUUCGAAGAGGGCGAA
Molecule: messenger RNA, 483 nt
Organism: Asparagus officinalis (garden asparagus)
Lineage: Eukaryota; Viridiplantae; Streptophyta; Magnoliopsida; Asparagales; Asparagaceae
Exons: 2
Coding region: 47-418 (123 amino acids)
Source: RefSeq, a predicted model, not a curated record